Molecule: messenger RNA, 1021 nt
Organism: Drosophila rhopaloa
Lineage: Eukaryota; Metazoa; Arthropoda; Insecta; Diptera; Drosophilidae
Exons: 1
Coding region: 114-914 (266 amino acids)
Source: RefSeq, a predicted model, not a curated record
CUCUGAUGAGGAUGGCGGAAAGAUGCAGCUGACCAUCUUGCUGCUCUUCCUGUCGGUCCUGUUUAGCAGGGAAUGCAAAGUCCUCGGAAGUGAUCCUGUCGGUGCCAUCGGGAAUGGGUCAUGAAACGAGGGAACCCUGCCCAGUGAACCGGAGGCAAUUAAACGGUAAUGGAAUUUUGGUCUUAAAUCCAACAAACAACCUACAAAACGCAAAUGAAAAGGCCAUUGCCCAGUACAGAGAAAAUCUGAAAAAUGCAGUGAGGGAAAUACUAGCGGAUUUACCCAAUACCCGAAAGAAAAAAAGACGACAAGCCCUGCAGGAAGCACUUGCAGCUUUAACUGGCCUGACUUUGGCAGUCACACCAUUAGAAGAAAGUCUUGGAAAAAUCAAAAAGCAGCAGGCGGAAUUAAUUUGGAAAUUUAAACUCCAGCACGAAUGGAAGUUUUGGGCUGCAGCGAAAGUUCAGAAAGUGGGGGAAUCCACGGAUGGACUGAGGACCGCCGAAGCUGUCUCCAUAACCGAAAACCUUAACAAUCGUUACGGCCUCCAAUUUCGCGACUGUGUGGGUGAGUUUCUCUGGGAUCAGAUUAGAUUUAAUCUGGAUUUGAAAACGACCCUCAGCAGCCUGCAGAGUUCCACCUCGGAGUUAAUCGAUGCCACUGAGAGGUGUCCCACCAUCAAGGCAAAAAAAUGCCGCAAGGCCGUGAGAAAUGCUGUGAAAGAACUCCAGAAUGCACCACAGGAUCUCCAUGACCUGUGGAUUAAAUCUGAUACGUUAAAGGACACCCAAAAGGAAAGUUAUUUUUGUCUAGAGAUAACUUUAGAUGAUUAUGCCGACGAGCGGGUCGAAGUGGAGAGGCACCUGGAGGAUAUUAUUGAGGAAUAUCGAGAGAGUAUAACCACCCCUAAGUAGGGGCUGAUAUUUAUAUUUGUCAAACAAAAAGUACAGACAGCACAUAAGCAGGACAUCUUCGGCACCAAUUAGUCUAAGGGCAGCAAAAUAAAAUGGCAUUUUAAACG